UGCCGAAACGCCAGAACAAUUCGUGCCGCGUGCGCGUUCGUGCCAUUCAACAGUAAGCGUUACCGAAACUCUGAAAAACCUCAGCGAAAAGGCGAAAUAUCUCAAAGAUACAAAUCAGCUAAAAAUGCCGCGUGAACUGUUGCAAAAACGCGUCCGACUCAGCCGGCUGUGGCUGCUUCCGCUGCUGGGCCUGUGCUUGGCCAGCUUUGCUUUGCGCUGCGAUGCGCGUGCGGUGAACGUGAGCAACACCUGGACCAUGCCGCAGGAGGGUUUGAAUGUGUUCUAUCGUUUCUUCCGUGAUCGCAUCUCCUGGUUUGAGGCUGAUGCCGUUUGCCAGUUCCAUCAUGCCAAUCUGGUGACAGUCGACAACAGUUUUCAAUUUGAUGCAACUCGCGACCUGCUAAGGGAAUUGGAUGUGAACGACAUCGUUUGGAUUGGACUCAUGCGGCCGCAGAACUCGGAUCGUUUCAUGUGGUCCAACUCACGCCCUCUGGUGGCGGAUACUGGCUACUGGGCAGAGUCUUUGCCGCUAAUGGAUGCUCCGCUCUGCGCUGUUAUCGAUCCCAUACGCGACUAUCGAUGGCAUGCGCUGCGCUGCGGCGGACCGGAGACAGCCUCGUUCCUCUGCGAAAUGCCAGUGCCCAGCUGGGCAGACGCCUGCAUUCUGAAGGAGAUGCCCAAUUUGACUAUGCAGUAUAUGGCGGACACGGCCAGCAUUGAGCUCAUUAGGAACUGCCAGGAGGAGGGCCUACUGCGCCACACCUGCAAGGGCAAGGAGGACCGCGAGCGGGCCGUACGCGAGCUGAUCUGUCCCAAGGAGCGGCUGGAGGCUCAGCGGAUCAACGACAUCACAAACUCGCACUUCAAGUCUCUGCAGAUCAUCAAGAGCAUCCGGACCGACAACAACGAGAACAACGACAUCGAGUUGCUGCCCCUGGUGCCGCGCUAUGCUGCAGCAGGUGUGAAAAUCGAGGUGGACACCGUCGCGCCAGCUGAACGCUUCAGCCUGGACCGACUCAUGAUGGCCGAUGAGCCUGUGCCCGUGGUCCACUACAAUAUACCCGACCAGGUGCCAAUGCCCGUGAAGAAGUCCGCCAAGAAGGUGAACAUCAACGAGGAGUACGACAAGAAGCUGCGGACCCAGUAUCAAAUGCAGCUGCGCAAGGCAACGCCCAAGCCCCUCGCCCACCUCGACAUGAUGAUGGGCGAUCAGCCGGCCCUGAGCGAGGAGCAGCUGCCGGACGAUGUCAGCGACAGCGACGUGUCCAACGAGAUAUUCGAGCCGCUGCCACACAAGAAGAAGGUGUUGCCACAGGACCUGAGGACCAUGCCGACCAUUGUGGAGGCAACAACCGCUGCUGCAGCAGCAGCAACAGCAGCAGGCAGCGAGCCGGCAACAACUGUCAGGCAGUUGGCGACAUCAACUCUGGCGCCUACAGCGACAGCAGCAACGGCAACAACAACCACAACAACAACAACAGCACCAACGACGGCGUCUACAGUGGCAGCAGCAACAACAGCAGCACCUACAACAACAGCAGCAGCUACAACUACAACCACAACAACAAAAGAACCAGCAACAACAGCCCAUGGGAGCAUUAUGAUAACAACAACGGGAGCAGCAGCAACAGCAGCAACAACAACAACGGCAACGGAAGUGGAAACGGAUACAGAUACAACAGUUGUUGCCGCCACCGGUAACACGCCCAAUUUAUAUAGUAGCAACACUGACACCACCAACAUCCCAGCAGCAACAGCAACUGCAACACCAAUGCCAGCCGCAACAGCAAGAGCAACGACAGCAAUACCAUUGAGCACGUCGACAACGGUGGGCAUCGCACAUCCCAUUCAUCCGGUGCAGCAGGCACGCGAUGAGUUGUCCCAUCCGCAUGUCAAGGAAACGGCCGACAAUUCGCACUUCAUACCGCCAAUGCUGCUGGUCAAGUCGCACUAUGUGCCGCCGGCGAAGCACGCUGGGGAGCAUGGGGAGCAUGGGGAGCAUUGGGAGCAUGUUAACAACGGUCCGCUAGCCACAGUAACUGCAACACCAACAACAACAACAACUACAAYUGCUGCGGCAUCAACAACAACAAUUAUGCCAACAGCAACAGCUGCAGCAGUCGAGCAAAAGAGUCGCCAACAUGUUGUUACAGCAGCAGCAGCAGCAACAUCAGCAGCAGCAGCAGCAGCGCCAGUUACAAUCGUGACGCCAACAGCUAGCGCAACCGGGGCAACAGCAACCGCAGCAACAACAACAACAACAAUCAAGGCAACGACGAAAACAACAGUACCGACAGCAACAAAGGCAUCCAGCAGCAGCAAAGAGAUUGCUACGGAGGCGCCUCAGCUGCAAGAAAUAACCGCAACAAAACAGCCAACAGCUAAUGAAAACAGUUCAAAUGCAACCACAGCAACAGCAACAGCAACAGCAGCAACAGCAACAACAACGGCAGCAGCAACUACUGCAGGAGCAGCAACAGCAACAACAGCUGUGAAGGCCGCCGCAAAGUUGCAUUUGGAAAGCGAAAGUGUUGCUAUUGCCGGCGCUCAUCCUGAAUCGGAGCCGGAGCAUGAGGGCGUGGAUGUGGAUGAGCUGGAGCUAACGAGCGCCACAACACGGCGCAACUUCCUGCAGGAGGAAACUGAGGCGCCAUUCAAGCCAAAUCGACGACGCUCGCUAACUAAACCGGAAACCGUUAGCUAUUUCAAGAAGAUCUUGGGCUAAACACCAGCAGCAACUGUAAUUGAAGCGACUUUUACAGUUAGCACACAUUUCCGACACUGUCACACACCCACAACCACACCUCCGCCACUUUGUACCAGGCCAACCCCUUAGCCCUCUGCUAUAUAAUUGGUAUUCAAGAGACGAGAAAUCAAAGCUGCAUUGCUGGCAAAUUGAAUCAGUUGACGUCGUUGCCUGAUUCAAAGCCACCAAAAGCACCUACUCAACAGCAACAGCAGCAACAACAGCAGCAACAACAGCAGCAACAACAGCAACAACAACAGCAGCAACAACAACAGCAGCUAGCAUAUCCACAUUCUCGCCAAAGUUUGUAAAACUUGGCUAUGUCCGCCCCCCACCCGCCCCAACUCCAGAGCGGAAACUCAAGCUGUUAGUCAACGCCAAACGGAAACGCAAAGCAGCCGAAAGAAAACUCAAGAACUUGACAGAGAGAGAUAGAUAGUUAGACAGUGAAUAAGAGCGAGACAGAGAUAGAUAGAGAGUGAGAGGGAGUGAGAGUGAGAGGAAGGGAAUGUGACAGCAGCAGCUUUCAAUGGGGAGCAUCAAAAAUGUCAAUUCUUUGCAGCACAAACCACAAAGUAACAUCACACACACACAUAUAUAUGUACAUAUAUACAUAUAUAAUACACACACUCUCAGACAUAGACACAGCAAAGGCCAUAGAACAGGAAAAUAUCGAAAUCAGGUGCGCAGUGGGAAAGGUGGUUGCAAUCCAAAGGCCAAAUCUAAAGUAUGAUAAAUACUACUAUAAAUGUUUACAGAGCUACUCGUAAUAUACACAUAAGAUACAAACAACCAUUAGGAGCGUCUGUUUCGUCAAAUUUCGUUUCCUCAAUAAGAGACAGAAGACAGAAGACAACACACACACACACGCACACGCACAUGCGAAAACAACAUAAAAUAAAAGUAGAUUUUGCAGAUCGGAUACGACCGACUGCACAAUACUCGUUCGCAUAUUCAAAAAGCUAGCUCUCUAUAGAGAGAUAAAUAUUAAGAUAAAUUGAAUUAUAAUUACAAUUUGCCAAAACAAAGCAAAUAUAUUUGAGUAUUUUAACAAACUUACCUUCAUUCAAAUUCCCAAUUUGGUCACCCUAUAAAAAAAAUAAACUUCGUCUUCACGCUGAAUCUGUUCACCCUAACUCGGGACCUUCAUUAAGAUUGUAUGCUGCUUCCUUUUUUAUUUUCCAAUUAUGGUCACUCUAGAUCUUCAAUCUGCGAGAUGUGCAUAAUUGAAAUAUGCCCAAGUGGCGUCAACUUCCAAUUCCAAUUUACAAAUCUCUUCCUUAGGUGUAGUCAACAUUUAGUCAAAAUAUGGUCACCCUUUGUAUAAGUCUUCUUCAUGUAAGAAGAAGUCCAUUCUCAGCUGGAAUCCAAUUGUAGUCAAACUACCCAUCUAGACUUAUCCAACAUGCCAAGUCAAAAGUAUUCCCAUACACAUUUCAAUGUUUCAAUGUUCAAUAUUCAAUCCCAAAAGCCAAUAUACUCCACUUGAGCUCCGGCGAACCGAGUGUCGCCGAGGUGCAAAGUAAAUAAACAUAUAUUUAUGAUCUGUGCACAUUAUAAUAUAAUUGAACGGGAGUCAUAAACAUUCAAGUAUUAAACAUAAGUAUUAUGCGCCCAUAGACGAAUUGCGAAACAGGCCUCAUCAAAUAUGAAUACACAAAUUACACACACGUUGUAAAAGUCGAUGUCUAUACAUAUAUAUAUUUUUUUUGUGUCCAAAUAGUGAAUACGUAUCUACAUAUAUACACACAUACGCAUAUUGUAAGAUGGAAAGGCAAAGCUAAUAUCGAGUGUGGAGCAGCAGCAGCAGUGGUAACGGUAGCGGUAGCGGCAGGAGCAGAUGGAGACAUACCUUAGAUUAAGAUUAAUGAACCUAAAAGUAAGAAAUAUGAAGCGAAACCAAAUGCUUCUCCUACUCCCACUCCCCACCUCCACUCCCCCCUCCAAUCACAUUACACAAACAAAUUGAAUGAAAUACCCAAUUCCAAAGCACUUCAAAUGACACUUGAACUAGAAAAUUAUGUACUCACAAAGAAAAUUCAAAAAGGAAAAGGAAAAGCAUCAAACAAAGAUGGAUAAUGAGAGUUUGCUAAUGUCGAUGUCAAUGGAAACGCGAACAAUUUUUUCUGAAUUCUAGCAGCAAAUAGUAAGAUAUGCGUA
This is a messenger RNA of Drosophila arizonae, 4906 nucleotides long. RefSeq lists its product as uncharacterized. The record is from RefSeq and is a predicted model, not a curated record. NCBI's taxonomy places the organism in Eukaryota, Metazoa, Arthropoda, Insecta, Diptera, Drosophilidae.